This is a messenger RNA of Letharia columbiana, 354 nucleotides long. RefSeq lists its product as uncharacterized. The record is from RefSeq and is a predicted model, not a curated record. The transcript is spliced from 2 exons. Lineage: Eukaryota; Fungi; Ascomycota; Lecanoromycetes; Lecanorales; Parmeliaceae. Bases 1 to 354 code for a protein of 117 amino acids.
AUGAAAUACAUCUGCCGCCAGAACAAGCCGCAAGGAAAAAUUGUGCUCUACAAUAGUAGUAUCCUAGUACUUAUCGAUUGGAAUAAUCACGACCGCGCUUACCUGAUAGUCGAAACAAUACCACAGAACGUCGCGUUCAACUACAUUGCCGAAGGUGCACCGCUGCCGCCAUACGUCGUCCAGAUUAACCACCAAAUGCAACUCAGUGAACACGCAAGGGUCUCUAUGAUUGUAGCUGCUGCAGACCUUCGUUUGUAUCUGCCAGAGGAUACUUGGCGUGUGUGGCUGCCGUGCUUACCAGCUAAGGACAUUAUACUCUUUGGUGGCGUUGCCCCAGCUGGGCUGGCCAUAUGA